Messenger RNA from Paramecium tetraurelia, 3465 nucleotides. RefSeq lists its product as uncharacterized. The transcript has 3 exons. Gene Ontology annotation, molecular function: GTPase activator activity. The record is from RefSeq and is a predicted model, not a curated record. Gene Ontology annotation, biological process: positive regulation of autophagy; negative regulation of TORC1 signaling. NCBI's taxonomy places the organism in Eukaryota, Ciliophora, Oligohymenophorea, Peniculida, Parameciidae. Gene Ontology annotation, cellular component: GATOR1 complex.
AUGGCAAGGUCUAAUAAAUGGAAAUAAUUCGUACCUCAAUAGCCACAAGAGUAAUAACCAAAUGAUGAUGUCAAACCAGCAGCAAACAAGAAAUUAAUGAAAUUUGCGGAUACAUAAGCAUAUUAAGUGUCAACACACGAUAAUAAUUAUAAAGAUGCAAUUGACAUUGAAAUAAGCGAAGAUUUUUUUACUACUUAACCUGUCUAUCUAGAAAUUAGUGUGAAGGAUUAGGCUAUCAAAUUCAUAAUUUAAGUCACUUAAGCAAAUGUCGUAAAAACUCAAAAUCAGAGGAUUAGUGUAUUGAAGACCAUUACUGAUUUAUAUAAAGUAGAUUACGAUGUAAAUAUGCGAUUUUAAGCAUAUUUUAGAAUCGUGAAUGAAUAAGAAAAGACUUAUCAAUUGUCUUUUGUUGAGAUAUUGGUAAAGGAGCAUUUUCUAUCUAGGAGAGAUAUGGUGUAAAUCAAUUAAAAGUUGCUCAAAACUACUUGUUACACCAAAAAGAAUGUCAUCAUCCAAUACGCAGGGGAUUUUCUUAAAGCUUCGAUCUAAAUAUCUCAGCUGAUGAUGAGAGACAUUAAUAAUUAAGAAUAUGCAUACACAGGAAUAAUCACUGAGGAAACCAAUAUUGUGUAUAGAAGUUUGGAAUCCAAGAUGGCAAUCCUGAUCGAAUUAUCCUAAGAAACAUUCAAAGAUGAUGCAAUAGGAGAGAUUGCCUUAGAAAGCAUGCAGAAAUUCUUAAAAGUCUACUAUUUACGUAAUCAAUCACUAAUGACUAAUCAUAAAUUGGAAAUUAUAAUCUAUGCAAGGAUAUACUUCCCUGAAAUUAAGACUGUGGAUGAGUUGUAUAAUUAAUUGAUAAACAAUUCCAAUCAAGAGUAAACCUACCCACCUCAUGCCUAAUUGGAUCAAUUUGGGAAUGUGUGUAUAGACAUCUACAAGAAGGUUCCAGAGAAAAAGCCUUUAAGAUAAUUCGACUAGUUGGCUUAGACUGUAAUUCAAACAAUCCAGGAAUUGACUGCUUGGAUCAAUGUGAAAACCAUUAAUAAUUAUCAUUCUCUUUUUGUAAAAGAUUAUCUGAAGAAGAAACCAGAAUUCAAGUAGGUGUAAUCAAUCAAAGGAGAAUUGAGCAGUUCCAAGUACUCCAACCUAUUGGAAGCAAUUACUCUAGUAACCUAGAACUUUAGACUAGAUCAUACAACUAGAUCUUUAAAGAAUUCUGGUCACUUCUUGUUGAUUCUGUCUCCUGGUAAUGGGUAUUACUUUGGAGAUUUGAAAACCUAUAAAAUUGCAAAGAAGAAUGCUCUGAAUAAUAAUAUAGUAUGCAUGUUGAAUUGUUUUGGACGUAUUCCCAAUAUUACAGGUCCAAUCUUCUAUUUGAGAGAACACAAUCUACCAAUAGAACGUGAUCCAAUUCCUUCCUUAACUUAAAUUCAAUAAAAAUAUUUUUAGAAUACCAGUACUCAUCUAAAUUAGGAAAAAUGCUAAUAUAACUAUUAGGAUAGGAAUAAAAUAAUAUAAGCAAAUGAUGAUACUGAAGUGUAAUCAUGUCUGAGACAUGCAUAUUGGAUUCAAAUAAUUAAAUACAAUGAUGAAUUUCUCAGGUCCUUUUUUAUGCUAUACGAUAGACAGAAUCAAAAUGAUCUCCUUCCCUUUUGUUUUAAAAAGCAGAAAUACAUCUCAUUUUCUUAAGUGGAUUUCACCUUAUUGAGUUAUUAAGAACAAAAAUAAAAAUUAAAUCAAUUGGAAGAUCUCCAAAAAUUCGAUGAAAUAUUAAAGAAUUCUAUAAAGGAUCCAAAAUAAACAGAUCAUCAAUUAAAAUAAUAAUAGAUGGGUUCUAUGUUAAUAGAAGAAGCUCCUAAUCCUUAUAAUCCUACAGUGGAUUCUGGGUAGUAAGUGAAUAUAUUUGCAACGACAUACUAUGAGAAGAAACCAGAGCAAUAGGAGUAACCAUUAACAGAGAAGAAAAUAGUUAAGAACAACCAGAAGAAGAAGAUCAAGUCUCACAAUAGAAUAAAGUGGAAAUUAUAUUAGUGGGGGUGGAAAUCCCAUUAAUUUAUAUUUUAGAUGAAGGAUUCUUAUCAUAAAUUAUUUAAGAAUUAUUUGUUGAAUCACAUCAAAGAAGUUGAAUAGAACUUAUUCUAAAUGGAGUAGAAUUGGAAGAAUAUCUGCUACGUUCCACUAUGUCCCUUGAAGUCAGUGAUGGUCUAUGAAGAAUAGAAGUAGUAUAAGACAAGUGGUGAACAACAAGUAGUAGAUAAUAUUGGAAUCAAAGAAUUUGAGGAUUAAGUAAUGGGGAUUCUGUUGUCUGAGAAUUAUUAAUAUGUGUAACCUGGAGAACAAACUGAAGAUGAAUAUGGAAGUAAGUUAUAGUGUUAUAAGAAUCAAUAAAAGAGUUACCCCAUGAAAUUCAUUAAGGGUGGACACAUCAUAACUCUGUAUUACGAACUGUAGAAUUACAAAAUCGAAGAAUACAAUAAGAAUAAUUUGAAGGCAGAAACAAAGAAGCAUCGCUACAUUUCCAUCCAAAAUGACUCUGCAAUCAUCCCCUAAUUAUACCGAUAUAAUCUGCAUGGGAAUAAUUCUAUCACAUGCAGAGAGAUCUUGUUUUCCGAAGGGAUAGACACUCACAUUAAAGGAUUGAUUCGUAUCUUCAGUGAUUUGGAAUGGACUUCUAAAUAUACCGAGGAAAACAUUAGCUUCAUGAGACCCAAGAAAAUAGGGCUUGCCUUUAUUCCAAAUGAAUCCUUACAGGCAGAUAAGAAAUUGAGACAAUAAUAAUAUGAGAAAUGGAAAGAUAACUUCAAUAAAUUCAUGGAGAAAUUGAAAUAACAACUUAGAUGUUUCAAUUCUGAUGCCAUUCGAAUACAACAUGUUUCUAAGUAUAAAGAUAUGUAAAAGGAUCGAUUUCAUCAACUCAAUUUAAAGUACACAACCAGUCUGCCAGAAUAUAAGUCAUAAUUACACAAUGAGAAAUAUGAAUAAUUAUGUAUCACUUCUCAAGCCAAUUACUGUCCAAAAUGUAUAUACAAUAUCAAUCUAUUGUGGAUCUCAAGCACUGCCUUACCAAUCAUCAAAGUGAUUGAAAUUAUGGAAAUAUGUUCCAAUGGAUUCAAAUAAGUUCAAAUACCUGGAAAUAUCGAUAGUAUAUUCUAAUAACAUCUUCCUUUUGAGAGCAUUUACAAAUUCAAGAUAUCAACAAAGGAAAAGAUGAAAUCCGUAAAAAAGUAAGUAAGAUACCCCCCAUACGAUUGCUUUUAUGAUAGAUAUGACGUCCUGGAUGGUAAUUAAUUAUUAGUACAUUCUAAAGGGUUGUUUUUCUUAAAGUUUGAUUUUAAAAACCUGGAAGUUUUGUUUAAGGAAAAUUUGUUAUAAAGUGAAGAGACCACAAAUUAAAGGGCCAUUUAAUAAAUAUUCAUGAAAUUGAAAUAAUUAAUUAAUGAAGAGAAUGAUAAAUUAAAAAUGUGA